AGCAAAAUGGCGGACAGGUUGAAAUUGUGUUGCCUCUAGAAGCAGUGUUAUCAAUGUGAUUUCUGGAUCGCGCGCAUCUUCUAAUUAGUAUCUGUUUGGAAUUUAAAUUUUACUACGCAGAAAAUUUAUCUGACGUGAAUUGAUUAAAACCUCAGCUAAAACAAAAAUGCGUAUCAACUGACAGGCCAAAUUGUUAUGGAUAACGCGUCUCUGUUUUGCACCGAUGGUCCAUUCACUGUUUUUAAGAUUAUCCCUUACAUUGAAACAUAACUCAACAGCAUGGUAUAAACAAAUAAUCUACGCCGUUGGAGGCCUUCAGAUGUACAAAAAAGCCUGAUGAGUAAUGCUUCAGCAUAGAUGACAGGUAUUAGACGUUGUUAACAACAGACAUACGUAAUCUCACACAACUGCUUCACGUUCAAGUUUACCGAUCGCGAAAGAUAUGCUGCAGGAUAAAGUAUUUCUUGAGGAUGCGAUAAAAACAGAAGAAGAGACUGAGGAAUCAAGUUCUAGUGACGAGGAACUUCCAGACGUAAUAAUUGACCGGCCCCACUCAAAAUUGUCCUCUUUUGACGGUGGGCUUCUUUUAGUGUGGGGCUGUGGAGAAUUUGGUCAGCAUGGUCAUGGCCAUUUUAAAGAUGUGCUCAUUGAUGAUGCUUUAGCUAGUCCCUUGUGGUUGGGACAAGACAGGAUGGUCGUUGAAGUAGCUUGUGGAUCAAGUCACACUUUGGUCCUUACUGAUGAUAACAAGAUAUACAGUUGGGGGAACAGUAACAGUGGCCAGUUGGGAGUGGAUACUACUGAAACCAGUCCUGAUCCCCGCCUGGUGCACUUGGGGGUUUCAUCAGGCACUAAGCUGACAGAGAUCACAUGUGGUACAAGACACAGCUUUAUAUGGACGCAAGAUGGUGACUGUUUCAGUUUUGGCAAUAAUUAUAGUGCGCAGUUGGGAUAUGAUUUCAGGAAACCGGAUUUCAAGGAAAACCAGCUUCUACCAGUUUUUGUAGAUACUCUUUUACAGCGUUCUGUUUCUCAAGUUGCUUGUGGAGCUCGCCAUUCUGUAUUUUUGUUUACUAAUGGACAAGUGGCUGCUGUUGGGGUAAACAACAGAGGCCAAAUCGGAUGUGGCGAUACCGUAGAUGUGAUCUGUCCAAAGACUGUUCCUGACUUACCACCAAUUUCUGUUAUUGCUUGUGGCAACAGUCACAGUAUAGCUGCAGAUGUUCAUGGCAGUGUACACGUUUGGGGAUACAGCAAAGCAUGUGGCUCCAAAACAGAUGUCUUGUCUCCUGUACAUGUGUUUUCAAGCAGUGAAUCAAAUGGAAUCCAGGAUUUAGCUGGGGGUGACUCCCAUUCAAUGAUCCUUACUUCAGACGGUAUUCUUUACUCCUGGGGUAAUAAUUUUGAGGGUCAACUGGGACAUGGAAAGUCUGUGAAGUUUCUCAGCGAUCCAACAAAGUUGAGCCCCAGUUUACUUCCUGGAAUGGUGAUCAGUGUUUCUAUUGGUGAGAACACUUCCGCUGCUGUCACAGAUGAUGGAAAAUUGUACUUGUGGGGCAAAAACGCGAGCCAGAUUAUCCGUGUGAAUGAAAGUAGCAGGUUUUUCCAGUUUGAACCGUUUCAUGUCUCCCUGGGAACGUGGAAGGCCUUGAAGGUUUCGUGUGGUUCGUGGCAUGUGGCGUGUAUAGUUUGUCCCAAUCAGAAUAGCAGCAAGGCGGUUGCCAAAAUUUCCGAGGGAAGACCUGAAGUAGAAACAACUGCUGUCGAGAAUGAGGCUGACGAUAGCUUGUACGAUACUCCACUCGAAUUAAGGCGUGAACAGGAGACAGGCAUGAAACCGAAAGAUAAUUUUACACCGAGUGAUAAGGAAAUACCUGACAGUGAUGAAAGAGGAAUUUCUGAUGAUUCUUUAAAUCUUUUGAAUCAGACAGUUUCAACUGUUUCAGAGAAUGAUGAUUUAGAAAGUCGCAAUACAGAACAGACUGAGAGCUCUUAUCGUGAAAGUUUUAGCAUAGAUUACUCCGUGGAUAGAGAAGUCAAUGGGGUGGCUGAUAAUAUGAAAGUUAUAGAUGGAGCAAACCUAGAUAAUUCUGCGGUUGCAAAAGAUUUAGAGGAAAAACCUGCUUUGAGAGAAAAUCAAGAAAUCAGUGACCAUGUAAAUAAACUGGUAAGCGAGGAAAAACCGGCUAUCAGCCCAAAAGCAGCACAGUUGUCUGCGCCUGGUGAUCCAGCCAUAAAGGGGAUGAGUGCACGCCUGAUAAAAAAUUUGGAACUAGGAUUUGUGGAUCGGAGUUCACUUCUAAAUAACCAUUAUCCAUCAAGGACGCGCGAUAUCGUGACCAAAGAUAAAGAUAUAUCGACUUUUAGUGACGCACUGUAUGAAGUCAGGCCGCUCUCCAGUAAUUUAACGGAACAAAAAACAACCUCAUCCAUCAAUUUUGAAUCAAAUAAGCCAGACGAGCAAACUGAAAAUAAUUUUGAGUUCAGUGUAGACGAUGAAUUUGAUUACGCUUUUGAAAAGUACAAAGGUGAAACUAACGUGGUUGAACCAGCAAGUGAGGACAAAAAGGAGGCAGUCGCCGAGAAUAAAGGCGAAAUUCACCGUGUAACAAGACCAAGAGCUUUCUCUGAACAGCGUAGUGGUGACGACGCUCCUGUAUCGCAAGGAAUUGCAAGCGCUCUGCGGAGCGGGUCUCUUGACAGUUUGAAACUUCAUCGUCAUCAGGACGAUACUGCCAAGGAUGUCAAGUCAAGUCGGGUUCGUUGCAGUCCUCCUGCUCAUUCACAGAGCCCAGUGGGACAACUGAACAGAGAAAAAAGGCCGGCUAGAAUGCUACGAUAUACAUCCGUUGACAUGGAAUACCACUUACCUAACCAGCCUGUGCACACUGUGGAGAUUGGUGUCACACCCUACUACCGACCACGCCCUCCCAUGAAUCGCACGCAAUCUAGUCCCACUCUCUACUCGUCAAACUUAAUCGGCAGUCCCCUGGGUUCUAGGAGGAAAAAUUCCCUCUCGGCGAAGAUUCCCAGACCUCCCGCCUCCAGUGUUAACAGUGGCGAGAACCUUCCACCCAGACCUCCUACGUCCAGUGUUAACAGUGGCGAGAACCUCCCGCCCAGACCUCCUGCGCGCGGAAUCAGGCGUCCCAUUGGUCACAAGCCUGUGUUCUCAUCCGGAAACUCAUGGAGAAAGCGGAAGUGAUUAAAGUGUAACGAUUCAGGAGGAAUUAUUCUCAUUUUCAAGACGUAAAGACUAUUUUUACCGAAAAAGCCCCCUUACGCUUCCAUCUGUGUAUACUAACUGAAUUUGUUUGUGAUUCUUUUUGUGAAAAAAUCUCAAAGUACUUUUUGUACCAUUGCCAUUUCGUUCAAUUCUUUAUUUCAGUGAAGAGAAGAAAAUUCUAGCAAUAGGAAAGUAAAAUAUUUUGAAAAUGUCACGACACUUUUUCAUUUUUCAGUACAAAAAUGAUAAAGGCCCCAAUAGAAAAAAGACAACAGAAGACCAAACAGCAGCCGAGUUUGUUUAAUUUCACGGGCCGAGGUUUUUCAAUUACUCGUUUGGCUAAGCUGAGAAAGAAGGAUUUUUUUGUUAUUUUUCGUUGCGAAGUGGAAAUAGUUUUCACUAUCGGCGUGUUAAUUUUUUGUCUAUUUGUUUGUUUGGCUGGUUGAUUGAUUUGUUGUUGUUGUUUUCUUUACCAUUUCUCUUGUUUUGUGUUUUUGGUUUUGUUUCGCCUUUUGUUGUUUUUUUGGAAGUUUCGUUGCACUGUGUUUUUUAACGCACCAGCGCCAUCUGUUUCAUUAAUCCUUGCCACCUUAGCAUCAGUAUACAUCUCCUACACGCUGCUCUCUAGAUAUCUAAAGGCGCCGACAAGGAGAAUUUGUUUACAAAUUGAAACCCUCUCAGUUGCUGAUCAUUUUCUUUGGUCUCAUGACCUUAAUGUGUGAUUCAGGGGUUAUAUUGUAAGGAGAAAUUAGAUGUUAGUCACUCCUAGAGGUCAAAGGUAAAUGAGGGUUAGCGUAGUUUUGAUCUGAACCAGUGCACAGUACUUUUUCCACAGACUUUAACUGGUUUGGAAACAGUUUUAUAAAGAGAUCUCAUACUAGAUGGUCCCUUCUUGUUUUAUUUAUAAGUGUGUUACAGCAAUGUAGAUUUAUUUAUAGACUAGCAAUGUAGCGCAUUAUUUAUUAGAUUUUGAGGUUGAAGAAGUAAAAGUAGUUAUUUAAGCCAAGCCAAAGGGAAGACUGUAGAAGAUUAAAUGCUUAAGUGAAAAUAGCAGAGUAGUGAAACAAAAUGGCCAGUUGAGGAACAUUCUUUGUUUUAUUUUUCAUGAGUGUCUUGUCUUUUAAAGUCUUAAGUCAUUAGGUUAUCGGAAUUCGAAAUAAAGCUAUUUUUAUGGUUUUACCUACUUGAAGAGUGUUAAGAUUUUCAUUUUACUUUGUACUCAUAAUAUUUUCAAUAAAAUGCAUU
Stylophora pistillata is the source of this 4471-nucleotide messenger RNA. RefSeq lists its product as uncharacterized. NCBI's taxonomy places the organism in Eukaryota, Metazoa, Cnidaria, Anthozoa, Scleractinia, Pocilloporidae. The record is from RefSeq and is a predicted model, not a curated record.